UGAUUCUUUAUCGAUCGUGAUAAUAUCUCAUGGAUAUUUACAAUUUAUUUUACAGAUCAAAUCUGGAUAAGAGGUGGCAUCCGUAUAAAUAAAUAGAUAAUUGUAUUAUUUUCUAGUGUCUUAUCAGCAUGUAUUUUAUUUAUUUAUAGAUCAAAUCUAGUAUUUUUAUGUAAGCUAACUAUAUAAUUUAAAAGAAUCCAUACAUUAACUUGUUAGUUUCUGUUUUAAUAAUAUCAUUCCCGUUACUUUUUAAAAUGUUUGAUAUAAGUGAAAUUCAGUUCAUAUCUUCCAAAUUAGACCACAGUUUACUAGAUGAAAUUGUAAAAAAAGCUUUUGCUUUGAAUAAUUUAAAUGUUGUGGACAUUAGUACAAAUUCAAAUUCCAAAAAGGGAGAUUCAUACUUGAGUACACAAUGUAGGAUAACAAUAAAAGCUAAAGAUGAAAACACUUCAGAUGACAAGUUUUUGUACAUAUUUGUAAAAGGACUUCCCGAAAACUUGGCAAGAAGGAAGACAUUUCGAUCAGUUGACUUUUUUGCUAACGAAGUCACUUUUUAUAACAAGGUCUGGCCAGCUUUACAUGAAUUUCAAAUGUCUAAAAAUGUUGAAACAUUUAAUAACAUUCCUGCAUGUUACUAUGCUUUCGCUGAUGGUAUCAGUGAUAUUGUCGCUUUAGAAGAUGUAAGUUAUAAAGGAUUUCAGGGUAUUUCUAGAAGCGCAGGUUUAGAUGUACGCCAUGCCACAAUAAUUUUAAAACUGUUUGCUAAGUUUCAUGGCACUUCAUUGGCAUUUAAAUUGCAAUAUCUAGAUAAAUUUGAAGAAAUAGCGAAUAAUUUACAUGAAACUUAUUUUACUGAAAAAUUUAGGUCUUGGUAUGAAAAUUUUCAAAAAGUAAACUUAAAAAUCGUACGAGAUGCCAUUGAAAAAGAACUUCCGCAUAUUUAUUUGGCGCAGUUCGAUAAAAUAGUUUCAGGAGACUUUUUUGGAAACAUUUCUAAAUUAUGUGAAAAAAGAGGAAAAUUCGCGGUUUUUACUCAUGGGGACGCGUGGGUUCCGAACUUUUUAAUGAAGUGUGAUAGCAAUAAUGUUCCCUUAGAAGGUAUCAUGAUUGAUUUUCAACUUUUAAGAACUGCGUCUUUGGCGCAAGAUAUUCUAUUCUUUCUUUAUGCUUGUACAACUCAAGAAUUGCGUGAUGAGCACUGGGACUCUUUAAUUAAUGACUAUUACAUAGAAUUAAAAGAUACUCUUCAAAAAUUGGGCUGUGACAGUAAUUUCAUUACCUUGGAAAAUGUACAUAAUGAAUUAAAAGAUAAUGCAUUAUUUGGAGUUGGAAUGACUACCGAGGCAGUGACUAUGUCGAUUUUAGAUGACGACGAAACAGCUAAUAUUGAUGAGCUGCAGGGAGAUGAUGCCCAUCCUUUAGAGAAGGUAUGGAUUAUUCAUCCAUUUAAAAGUCAAGAAAAACGUCUACGUAUCUGUAGCAUUUUUAAAGAUGCUAUUGACCGAGGCUACCUGCCAUGAAUGUAAAAUGAACAAUUUUCAAUGUCAUCUUUAAGGAAAAAAGCGCAAAAACUAAAGUAGAAUGUUCUCUCUGACAAAAAAGAAAUCAGACAGAUGCGUAGAAUUCGCAGCAAGUUUGAAAUAUUCUAGUUGAUAUCAACAUAUUCAAAAUUUGUAUUUUACUUCAAUAAAAUCGUAUAAAUAGUG
This is a messenger RNA of Agrilus planipennis (emerald ash borer), 1706 nucleotides long. RefSeq lists its product as uncharacterized. Bases 255 to 1520 code for a protein of 421 amino acids. The record is from RefSeq and is a predicted model, not a curated record. The transcript has 8 exons. Lineage: Eukaryota; Metazoa; Arthropoda; Insecta; Coleoptera; Buprestidae.